GAAAGCAUAAAAUUAUCACUGAUAAAGAAUGCAGAUGACACAAAAAUUGGGGGAAUGGUAAAUAAUAAAGAGGACAGAUCACCCUGAUGCUGAGCGAUCUGGGUCGCUUGGUAAGCUGGGCGCAAUACUGUUUCUCACUUAGACAAUAAAAGUAGAAAUUAAGGCUUGCAUCUUGCAAAGUUACCUGUGUGGGCACACCACUUUGUCCAUGUGGUGCAUCCCUGAAGGAUUGGGGCCUACAGUGAUCAAUACACAUCAAUCCUGAAUUCCAAGUCCCUAUUUUAAAAAUAAACGUUUCUCAGUUGUAAAAGUGCAACAUAAUAGAAAAGUAAUAUAUUGGUUUUAUAUGCAAAACUAUUACAGAGAAAAUGCUUUUGGAUCUGAGAAUAUGUCUCUCAGUUUUCAACCCAAGGGAACUUUUUUAUACAAAAGUUAUAAAAACUCUUAAAUUAAUUAUUUCAGUACAAAUUAAAGACAGAACCCUAAUUCAGUAGCUCCUCUCUCAUUUCUCUUAAUUAAGGCCCCAGUCAUUCUGACUCAUACUUAACUUUAAACAGUGAAUUGUCCUGUUGACUUCAAUGAGAUAAACAGUGUGUAAAGUUAAGCACAUGUAUUAAUCUUUGUAGGAUCAGGGCCUGAGUCAUAAAAAUAAUAGAGUGGGUGCUGUUUUAAAAACUUCAGCAUUUACAUCUUCUUGUGGUAAUUGAGAAUAAUAUAUAUGGUACUGCAGAACAGUAAAUGCUGAAUUUUAAAUUGCACUCACUGUACUAAUGAUACUUUUAUGUAUAUAAACACUUUACAACCUCCAAGUAUACACCGAUAUUAAUGGAUUCAUCUGUCAUUAAUCUAAUUACUUGGUGAUAUGAUCUAUAAAACAUUCUUACCUGAAUGAAAGUGUCUUUUAGUAUACUGUGCCCCAUUUAAGCACCUAGGGCUUGAUUUUAAAUGGUGUUGAGCGCCUACAGAUCCCAUUGAGUUUUGGCUGGUCAAUACUUGUGAAAAUCAUGUCCUUUAGUGUGGACUUUGCAUAGGGUCUUGUGUGGUAUGGAUUGUGGGGGGAAAAAAUUAUCCAAAAUCCUGAGAAGUCUUCUAGAAGCUAUGGGCCAGUUCCUGUUGAAGUUUAAUGGGGAUUUGCUUCAACAUGAACUUGGACAAAAGAGUAAAUGAUUUAUAAAAUUGUACAUAGGUGCUAAUGUAAGUUGGUGAUACUACAGGAACUCUUGUGUCUUUAUUGGUCUGAUCUUGUAGGUGCUCCAUACACAGGACUUCUAGUGAGAAUUCCAUAUGGAUUGAGCACUGUGCACCCAGCUCCUCUGUAAUUUCUGUUACAAUUUAAAUACUUAAUUUAGUUCAGAACAAAAAGUUUUAAAUCGCUGCUGGAAUGAUGGAUUGAAAAAAUGUCAUCACGGAGAAGGAAUAACUUUCUUAAAUAAUAUUUCUAGCUAGAUGGUAACAUAUACAUUAAUGAUUUUCCCUGACUGAGGUUUUUCAGCAUCAUAUAAUUAAGAAGUUCUACAUAAAGCUGACAAGAGCACAUAAGGAAAUCUGUGUCUGAUGAAAGUAUCCCAUGAUAUGGAUAAAGUUGGAGGAACAUCUGGACAUGCGAGGAUAAGAUUAUGUGGAAACCAUCAGACUUUGGAUGUAUCUUGGUUAAAUUCUAGCCUACAAGACACAUUAUUACCAGGAAAACCAUGGCAUAAGUUCUCUUAUUGCAAUGACUUUCCAUGCCACUAAGGAGGGCUGGAAUCAUCUGCCUUUGGUCAUUGUCUGUAUUGCUCCAUGUGUCACACAGAGGAUACUGCUAAGGAACAAUGUUUUAGACAAACUUGGAGCUGCUCUUGCUGAUGACGUGAAGCACCAACUAAGAAAUCCUAAACCACGACAAAUGAUUUUCUGUCUCCUUGGCCAGCAUUUUUUUAAAAAAAUAUUUUAGCGAGUGUACUAAUCAACCUAGUCUACUAGUAAGUGAGUUAUGGGAGCUUUGAGCCUACAGCAACAUAACGUGAACAUGUACAAAUCUCUUGUUGUCAUAAAAGUAAAGUGGAUUAUUUUGUUCUCAGUUAUAAAAUUGUACUUUUAAAUUUUUCAGUGUAGUUAAUUGAUCUGAAAUAAGAUUAAAAUGUUAUAUAUCUUUUAGCUUGUAUCUAACAGGCUUUCAGUAUUUUUUUCUCCGCUCAGGAAACUUGAAAAGAAAACAUGAUGAGUGUAUAUAUGAGGGUUUUCUCCAUUGGAGCUAUGGUUCAAGUCCAGAUUCAGAGAGAUAUCAAACUCAUAUAAGGAUAGAUUCUGUAGUCCUAACUUAGCAAAACUUUCAUUGACAUUAUGGGAAUUUUGUCUGAAUUAGGAUUGUAGGAUCUAGCCCUUUGAGCAGACUCUUCUUAGAAUGGAAUUCAUGUGGUAGCAGACUUGACAGGUUUGGAAGCAUUUGUGCGUGACAAGGAGGAUGGGAGUAUCCCGUUCUUCAUUAUGGAAGCUGAUGACUGAAUGUAGGGAGGAUGGUAGUGGGGCUGCUGUCCUGUUGUGUAUACAGUUCUGGACAAAAUCCUGAGGAUCUUACUCAGGCAAAAAUGUCAUUAACUUCAAUGGAAAUUUUGCCUAUGAACUGAGCAAGGAGCUCAGGAUUUUGUUCCAUAUCUUUAAAAUCUUCUUAAGCAUUGAUUGUCUGGCUACUAGAAUCUUCUGUUGCCAAAGCAGUAGAGUGUUUUUAAACCUGGGAAUUUCUUGCUCCACAUUAAGAGUAGCCUGAACCAACCUUAGUCUGUGGUAUCUUUACCCUAGGAAAUGGUUAUUUCUCUUAAUAAGAGUAACCUGAUAACAGGACUUGCUACUGUGGGAAUUUAUUGUUCCCCAGUAAGAAUAUCUUGGGACAGGAGCACUCCCAAUAUCAUUAUCUUUGUGAGAAAGUUACUACAGAUUUUCUUUAGGGAAAAGUUACUCUCCCUGUUUUAAAUAUCUAACUUAAAUAAUCUAACACAAAAAGUAGGAAGGCAGAACUUUUAACUGCUUCGUGCCUUACUUACCAAGGUGUUUUUUUUUUAAAUAAGAACCAAAAUAGAAGACCUCACUACACUUUUGAACAUCCCUUUAAAAAAUCACAAAACAAUGUAUUAGUUUUCAAAGUUAAGUACUUCAUCACUUGUUUUUCAAAUUAGGCAUUUUCUAUCUCUAAGGAAGAAGUUCAUUACUAUUUUGAAGUCCACUGCAUUUGUUUUUGCAAGAAAUAUUUUAUAGAGGUAUUUCAGAUCCAUUGCUUCUGUCAGCAGCAACUUGCCAUUUACCCUUCUUUAACUGGGGGUUAGAGGACAAAGAUAGGCAAGGAGGUAAUGGCAGUAUGACUUCUUCAUGUGCCAUGUUACCAAAGGAAGAGAGGAUGUAGGGAGUAAUGGAGGGGUCAGAUCUCUGUGUGAUUGCCCUGGGAUCCAUGAAACUUUUUGACAGAUCUCAGAACAUCCAUCUCGUUCAAGGGUUCUCCCCUCCAUGGCUCUACAAACCACAACCUGGAAUAAUGCUUCAGGAACUCCAUGAAUUAAGAGUUUCUUGUAUUACUCUUUACCUCCUGCAUCUUUUUCUGUUGGUGGAUAUAUCCAACCUUGGAGUUUAACAUUUGAGAGUAAGGCCGAGUAAGACUGGUACAUGAAGAAGAAGUAAGCAUGACUCUGGGUAUUCUUUCUGAAAAAUAAGAGAUUCCUUCAGGUAAACUUUUCUCCAGGAUAAAGAUAUUUAGAAGUAAGUUUGACUCAAAAUAAUUUUACUGAGGACUAAGACAUUCUUGGGAAAGAAGGCUUGCCUCUAUAUUCAGUGGCACCAGUCCUUCCUCUCAGUGGCUGACAUAAGGCACUGCUCAUGGGCAAAUUUUCUCUACUAAAACUUCCUUCCCUAACGUGAUAAUCAACAGUCGUGGCCCUGGCAGCAAAAAAUGGCAAGAACUGUUUAUAAAAGAUGUUAUGUUCUUGUGAUAACCCAAACGUUCUGUACCUAGUCUUCCACAAACAUGAGUGAGAGAGAUCAGAAGAAGUUGGAAGAAGAUACAAGGAUUUGGCUGAAGCAACAGUGCUUAAAAGCUGCAGAACGCAUUAGCUGUCAGUUCAGACUUGGUGAGUUAAGAUAUACUGUCUAUGCCAUAUAUAUGUGGAAACAAGCUUGGACAAUAAAAACAACUGCCACUAUCUGCAAAUCUUACUAUUACAGCUAAAUCUUUGUCUACAAAAGUAUUAAACAAAAGAUUUUAGAGACUCAAAUCCAGCCACCUACUCUAUUUAUGAAUAAACAAGAAUGUGAUUGCACCACAGAAAUAAUGGGUCAGGUUCUGGUUCCUUCUCUAGCUGCUUUUGCGUCAUUUUGAUUGAGCAAAGCAGCUGUAAAGCAAGCAGAUCUGGCCUCCUAGGGAUUCUCCUACACUUGAAAAUCCUUGGGAGGACUGUAGCAUCUCUUAUGCCACACAUCCUGCUGUCUUCCAAUGAAUGAUUCAUUCUAUAGGAAAGGGGCAUCGCCAGUGUGUCCCUCCACUCCAUUGAUUCCUGGGUGCCAGCAUGGCUUUUUGGGACAGUAGGUUCCUGGAUGUGAACGAGAGCGGUCCUUUGUCAGCUCUAAUUUAUGCUGAGGAAUGGCCCAGUCCUUGGUUGGCCCAGGAUCUAGGGAUUCUAAUGAUGAAUAAUACCUAUAUCUGAUAGCAUACUUUUCAUUGUGCUUUUUUUCAUCGAUCUCAAAGCACUUGACAAAGGCAGUACGUAUCAUUAUCUCCAUCUUUUCAGAUAAAAUGCCACCUGAAAGCAAGCUGUCUUUACCCCUCCUUCAAUCUUGCACCAAACACAGAUUUGCCAAAUGGAAGGAUGUGGGCUAAAUGGGUCAAAUUUAUCCCUGAUGUCAUUCCACUGAAGUUGGGGGAGUUAAUACCGUCGAUGAAUUUGGCCUGCGGUUUAAUUUGUUACUACAGAUGUCUCUCACAUAACUAUCACAGUUACCAGGCUAACUGUGCUUCUGACUACCUCCUGAUUUCUGAGUUCAUCCCCUCUCACAUCUCAUCAUGUACCUUGGGAUGGAAUCACCUAAUUCUCCCACUCUCAGACCAGGUCUGACUUAGUUUCAGUUCCUGCAGUUCUUUUUCCGCUAGGAGCUAUGACAGUGGUACCCAGUGACCAGACAGCCUUCUUAAAGGAAAGUUUUUAUUUUUUUUUAAAAAGCAUUUCAAAGAAAAAGACCGUAAAACAAUAAAACAGACAAUAUUCACGUCUAGGUAACCCAUGUGUCUGUCCAUCUUCUAGAUGGGGAUCCUGGUAGACCUAAGCUUCCUAUAGGCACCACAAGGCUGCUAGGCUCUGAGUGACAGUUCCUUCCAUUAAAUCACAAAUCAAUUCUCUAUGUCUGCUGCAGGGAGUUUUCUGUCUUUAAAAGCUACUCAGUGCUUUAAACACGCAUUCACAGGAAUUGUCACCUCUAACCAUUUAGUGUCCCUUUUGAUCUCUAGACUCCCAGUCUUGGCAGAACAGAUGCAUAACUUUAGGCUGGAGCCUGGAAGUAGGCCAUUGUCUUGUAAUUGCUGCCCAGUUGAUGGGAGGUUGCUUACACAGAGCCACUAUGUUGUCCUUUCCUGCUUGUCUUUCCAACAGUCCGCUAUUAAGAUAGACCAGUACAUCCAUACAGGAAAGUUAAAUAACCUAUUAUAGCUAUACAGUAACUUUACCUCACUGACCAGGCCACAGAUAAUGUUCACACAAUUAUUACAUAUCAAUAUGCUCAGAUUAUUACCUAGCAGCUCCAUGCCUGCCACAGUAAUGUCCAUCAAUUUCAUUCAUAUGUUUUCACCUUUCAGUAUGAAAUUGAAGAAGUCACUGUAUGCCAUUAUUUCCUGCCAUAGGCUCUGAUCCUACAGUGAGUUCUCUGCAGGCAGACCUCUGUACCUGUCUGGAGACCCGCUGAAGUCAGUAGGAUUCUGUGCAGAUGCAGGGGUCAGCCUAUGCAGAUCUCAUAGGACGACUGAAUCCAUGCUGCUUAUUGUCCUUUUUUGUUUACUUUGUGUUUUUUAUCAAAAAAAUUCGGCUAAAAUAUAUCUGGGAAGAAAAUAAAUAUGCAAAUAAAUGAAAGAGAAAUAUAUAUAGCAAUAUCAUACCAACUGCAGCUUAGCAGUAAUUAAGGUUUACCGCAGGAAUGUUCUGCUGUUUUCAAAUUAACUUUUUAUUGUAGGAAAUCUGAAAAAUGUACUGUUUAGUACUGCUGUAUCUCCUACCUGAAGCUAGAAAUGAAACCGCUACAGGAUUCCUUAUUCGAUGUAUGCUCUUGAAUAAAUUGGUUUGCAUGUAAAAAUGACUAGUGUUCAUAUAAUAACUCUGACAGACUGGCUCCCAAAAUGGUGCAUUUUCUUAAUGAUACCUACAACAUAGUAGCAACAGAGAUGGAAUUGUUAUUGGCUACACAUGAGGCAUGGAAAAAGAAUUCUCAAGAGAGAAGCUAGAGUGAAGUUUGGACGAACAGUGGAGCACCGAAUUGCUGAACUGAAAAUUAGAAGUGCCACCCGAUCACCAAUUUCAGGCCUUAUUGAAAAUGCAGUUGUGGAGAAAUAUGAAAAGACACCCUGUAUGCAUUCUUUUGCCACAAAUAAACAAAAGAUUUCAGAGACCAGCAAAACCUUAAAUGUUCUGUAUGUUUUCAGUGGCACAUAUGAACCCUACCUAAUCUAUUGGCUUUUUCCUUUGCAAAUGGCAUUUAAGCAAAUAAUGCCUACAGCUGAACAUCCCUAUGAAUUGGCUAUGUACCUACAUUUCCUACAUCAAAACUUAUUCCCAUCAUGGACAGAGAUCUUUGCAAUGGCUGAGUGGAUGAUGAGCCUUCUGGAGAGAGAGGACACUGAAUUCUUCACUCAUCUUCAACAGUGUUUCAGAAAGAAUUUUGCAGUUGAACCAAAAGAUUUCCUGGUGGAGUUGAUAGUUCGAGAAAGAGAGAAAGCUCAAGAACUGUACACAGCCACAGACAGAUCUGAGCAAAACAAACAUCUAACCAAGGAAUUGCUGGCAAGCCCAGUCAUUUUCCUCAGAAAAUGGAUGGGUGAAGGUUUUGUGAGUAUACUGGAUUUUCCUGCAGUGUUGUUGAUUUGGGAUCAAAUGUACAUGCAAGAUUGGAAUCAAAAGGUGAUGGAGAAUUUCAGUCUCUCAAUCCUUAUGCUAUUAAAGGAUUCACUAAUGGCUGCCAAUGAUUAUCCAGCUAUAAGAGAGGUGUUUUUGUUCCAUGGUUGUCAUCUUCUUACAGCUGAUAUUCAAAGGGCCUGGAUUCAUCUUCAGCAAGGUGGUUUACCAGCUGACAUCCCUGGGCUUAGCAGGCCGAAUCAAAGGCCACUUGCUGAUCUGUCUCCAAGGCCCAGCUCAAUGGAAGCUGGAAAGGUUUCUCUUGGCUUCCAGGACAUCUUGCCAGUUGGAGUGAAGGAUGUUUUACUGAAGCUAGUUUUACCAGUACCACAGGUUGAGAUAUCACACACUGAAACUUGGUUGAAAGAGUUUGACCCUCUUGCUGUGGAGUUAACAGUUUCAGUAUUUUAUGGCCUUGAAAAGCUGCAUUCCAAGGCUAGCUCUUUUAAACCCUCUCUUGUAAAGAAAACCAAAGGAAAAACAGCAAAAAAAAGUGAAACCGCUGAAUUUACUGUUCAGUUCAAUGAAACAUUUGCCUUUGAUUCUCUGGAUCCAUCUGAGUUUAUAAAUAUGGCAGAAGCUAAGCCCUAUAUUGUAUUAAAAGUAGUUUACAAGUCUAAAGGCAAAGACUCACUGACUCUUGGAUGGCAAAUGGUGGAUGUAUUUCAGCAAGAAACUACAAAUAUUGGAGCUAUAUGGAUACCUAAAGAGUUUUCUACACUUGUUCCACUGCAUCCUGGGAAACUUCCUUAUAACGUUAUGGAUUAUACUUUGAAGCAUGUCUCAAAAGGAAACUCUGUGAUACGUGUGUUUAAUGAUGAUGGGAAGCUAAACGUAGGAGGAUUUCAAUUAAGACUGAGAGGAGGGAUGCCAACCAAGGAACCAGCAGCUCUUACACCAUCUGCAUUAAAUCAGUAUCCAGUGAUUCCCUGCUGCACUAUACUACUUCGAUUGUUACCACAUACUCAGUUUUCAGUGCUUGCACCAAGCUACUUGAUGGGAUAUUACUUCUCAAAUGAUGCUAAGCCCAGUAAUUCAGAGCUAGAGGUUAUAUCCAACUUUCAAAAGGACAACAGCUUCCCAAAACUUGUACAAGACAUGGCAAUACAUUUAAUUGACAAAGAACAAAGCAAAGUUACACUUGAUCAUUUGAAAGCCUGGUAUGUGGAAAGGUUGGAUGAAAAAAGACAUUCACAACCAGAACACUUUCCAAAAUAUAUCAAUAUACAUCAUGCAGUCCGCUAUCGGCAAGAAGCAGGCAUCCGCAUAAAGGUCAAACAAGCCUUUGGACUUAAAGCUGGUGGAUAUUAUGUAAAUGUGUUCGCCAGAGUCCUUCAGGGAGCUGCAAGCAUGCAUAUUCCUGAGUUACCUCAACAAUGGGCAGGAGAAGAAAAAUUUCUAACAAGCCAACUUGAUUUCACAAGUCUACAGAGAUCACCACGGUGGACUGAUCCAUCUGUGGUGUUACACCCUUAUCUUGAUGAUAAUAGUGUGCUUUUAAUUCAAAUAUUUUGCCUGAAUGCUAUUUAUGUUCCAGAUCCAAGUGGACAGAGAGCAGGAAAAGUAAUAUCCCACCCUGGUCAGAUCCUGGAGCUUAAUACACAAUCACAGUUAGGCUGGACUGCUGUUCCACUCUUUGACAGUGACUAUGUGAGGAGUGGUGUGCACAGUGCUCCGUUGUUUCAGGGUUCUCCAAGUGCAGAAUUUCUCCAGUCUGUAAUCUCUCAGCCAGUGAAGGAUGUUAUGGCUGAAGGAAAUAGUCCUCUUGAAUGCAGGUUAUGGUCAUCUAUGAACUAUCUUCUUGAGCUUUCCCCUCAAAGGUGAAGAAUAUUGGGUAUCAAAAUGAUCAAAUUCUUAAACUGGAUCAAACAUAUUUUCAGGCUCUACCUAAAACUAAGUAUACAUGAUGUGUAUUUUGCCUCCAUUUUGUAACUUACUGAUUUUUUUAAAAAACAUAAAUAAUAGAAUUAAGAAUCUUUUGUACAAAAAGCAUUUCUUCCUGCAUGUACAGGGCAUAAAUUGUAUGUAUCUUUACAUUAAAGUUGUUCCAUUUACUGCUGAUUCAAAAUGUACUUUUGUUGUUUUCCUGAUUAUAAAUGUGAAAGUUCAUUUUCAACAGCUAUUAUACUAUCAGCAACAACAGUUGAUUAAAAAGUCUCUUUGUACCUUAUUGUUUUAUGCAUUAGGAAAUCUGAGUAAAAUUAAGUUACCCAGGACAGCAUUGUUGCAACUCAGCUUCCAUGUGCCUCCUGAAAUAGUUGCAGGAUGAUGCAUUGGUUUUCUGUCAUUUGCAACUCUGUAGGUGUCAAAUACAGAAUGGCCACCUCUUCACUCCUUUGCCACAUUGCAAACCUCUUAGUGGCUUAAUGACACUUAAUUAUUCAUCCAUAUAGGGCCAAAUUCUCAGCCCUGCUUGUGUAGCUAUUAUGAUGCACAACCCUUUUCAAGUUCCCCCAGCUGGCUGCCAGCUAGAAUUGACAGGGAUGUGAGGAUGUUGAGGUGGUGAUGGUGCUGUUCUUGUUCAGAGCCUCACCUGAAAUCUGCCCCAAAAUCUUGAGUUCAGUUUAUGACAGAAGAACUUGCUGAAGUCUGACUUCUCCCUGGGAUAGGGGAGGAGUUGCAUAGCUGUGCAAGCUGUAUGUGGCUACACCAGGAAUGUGCUUCACUCCUCCAAACCAGACACACUUAGAUGAAAGGAAACCUAAGGUUAUGGGACUGCUAAGGGCUAUAUGCCACAGAUGUUCCUGCACUCAAAAAUAAAAAUUAAUUUGGUAAGUAUCUAAUGUUUGAGCUUUUGCAUCUGCAGCUCUUUCUAAAUGUAAAGCAGAGUUAAGUGUCCACACAAUGCAUUUAACAGCUGGCAUGUUUUCUGCAUUCCUGUGUUUGCAUAAGAGAUCGUGGAUAAUCAAGUUAUUGUGAUAGGCAAAAAAUGGCAAAUAGACAAUUUCCAUCUAUAAAGACACUUGCCACAUUUGCCCUGUUAUCAGAAACAAUAACUUAUAGGUGAAGGGAAUCUUCUUGAUGAUCUUGUCAUACAGUUCCUCUAAUGAUGUAUCUUUAGGAGGACUGUAAAGAGAGACAGUUUCUUCACCCAAGUGUCUGCUUCAAUGUGUUUGUAGUGUUUGCCAUUGUCCUUCAUAAUGUACCAAUAAUCAAAUUUAUCUUAUUUCCUCAGAUGUUCUUAAUCCUUUCACUCCAGCUGAAAGCAUCCAAACUGAAGCAUUUAUAUUUCAGAUAUCUUUUUUUUAAUGGACAAUAUCAGCUUAAAAAUUCAAUUACAAAUUCCUUUCUUGUGUUACAAAUUAUUCCUUAGAUUAUUAAUGUCAUGAUGAUGUACAGGCAGGAGCAAGCAGCACAGAGAGGCACAUGUGAUUGUAACAGACAUUAGUGUUGUUAGUAAUAACCUAGGUGUACUGAAGCCUAUAUCUUAAUUAACUCUUUAAAUGCCUUCCAUCACAACCAAGUGAAAGAACUGCUUUAUCUGAUUUACUGUUCCACUCUUUAUGCUGUCAGUACACUUUGGAUUUCUCAGUUUGGCAAUGAAAAUAGAUUAGUCAAUUUCACUUUGCUUUUAGUCAAUUUCACAUGCAAAGAACACAUUUUAUAAAAUAGAAUAUCUGUACUCUUGGUAAAAAAAGAGUUUUGUAUCACAGAAGGAAUUGUUGAUGAUUUUAAAAGAAAAUCAUUCAUUCUACAAUAUUCUUUUUAGUUUCUCUUAUCCAUGCCCCCAUCUUGGAAGUCCCUACCAGUGCUAUGUGGACUGGCAACAUUUGGCCACAGCGUUUCAGAUGUCUGGUGUGUCCUUUGCUGAAAAGGAAACAGCUGGGUAUUUUCUGACAUAAUGUGCCUAAUCCACCUCUGCUGUCAUCUUAAUUGCUGUUGCUGUUUUUUUAAGUCCUCUACAGAAGGUCUUUGUAAUGACAAGUGAACAGUUUACGCUUCAUAAGCAUACAUAAAGAAAGUUGCUGCUAAUUGGAGGGGGAGUAAUGCAGUUAUGAUUCCUCAAUGUUUAAGUUACAAUUGGUUAAAAGGACACAUUUUGGUUAGUAUUUACACUGCUAUAUAAAAUUCUAUCCAGGGUGAAAUUUGUUUGAGAAGGUCUGACCCCAGAAAUGACUAUUUUGGAGAAAGAAGAGAUGUUUGUUUAAACCUUACUUAUAAUACCAACAUCAGCAUUUCUAUUACUGUUUUAUUUCUUAUUUUAUCUGUGGUUGUGAACUGUUAAUGGAUACAAUAGCCAGUCAUGUCACAAGCCGGGGAGGGAGAAUCCCGGUCAUACCACUGAAGAACUCCUUUUUUUCCAUACCCUGCCCUCAAGGCUUGUUGCCGUAAUCUUCCAGAUUAAUAGGACUCUUCAGAGCCCAGCAGUGAUGCCCCUUAAUCUACCAGAGGGGGGUUAUGUUGAGUAAUGUACUCCCUUUCCCCUCCACUGCUUACCCUAAGGGCUUAGCACACUGCCUCAGCAGCACUCCCAGCUCCUAAGAGGUUGAAGGGGCUUGUUUUUAAACUUCUCUCUCCUCCAAAAGUUACAUUUCCGUAGUAUAGAUAGCUAUAGAUAAAGUACUCUUACAGUUAUAUGCCAAAACUUGUUUUCUCUGAAUGUUAAGAUGUUUUCCUUUUUGCUCCUCCUUCCACAGAUAACAAUAUCUUUGGAGAGAAUCAGCCUGGAGCCUUGCUUCCUAUAAUCAUUAAAGGGCUGAAGGUGUCCCUUAACUCCCCCUUCCAGCUUGCUGACUCACUUUGUCAGUAGCUUGUGUGAUAUGAGAAGAUAUCAUUCUUUAGAAUCAGAACAGGGAAAGGAACGUUGUUUGCACUGAGAGAAUCAUAGAGAUGACCGUUCUUUUUUUCCUAAAGUAUUCAGUGUGUAAUUGCUGAAGACAUUUCAAGGCAUUCUAAUGAAGUGUACUGUCUGCCAGUCUGUGUGCUCUUCCUAGAGAACCAUCUGUUACACCUCAAAUAUCUAAAGGUCUGCCAUCAUUUAUUGCACCAAACAAAUCAAUUUCUUUGUCUGACAUGCAGUAACUUGUGAAUGUGGCCUCCUAGAAGGUAGUUUGUGACCAUGCAAACAGGAUCUUCUGUCCAUUGUUGCCAUAUAAAAAACAUUUUCUCAUGACUCAUCAUAGCAAAUUUCUGAUAUCAGACCGACUGAUGUGAUUUUACUUUACUUGAUAACAUAUGUAAAUACUAAAAAAAUCCUGAAUGAUUUUUCUCUUCACUCAGUCAUUGUUACAUCAUAAGCUUUUUCUUUUGGUAAACCAAACCUUUCUUUGUAAUACUCUGUAGGUCUUGUGUAUAAAGGCAAUUUUGAACUAACAUGGCCUUAUUUUAACUUGAUUUACUGUUCCUUUAAUUAGAUUAUUUGUAGCUGAAACACGUAACCUAACAAAUCUUGCUGUGUCAUGUUGCAGCAAAUAAAGAUAUUUCAAAUUACGCUGUUUCAUGGUUACCAGAAGGGUUCUUCUGAUAAGCAUGUAGGCCUUUACAAUACAAGGA
Chelonia mydas (Green sea turtle) is the source of this 12608-nucleotide messenger RNA. RefSeq lists its product as uncharacterized. The transcript is spliced from 23 exons. The coding region runs from base 6411 to 8939 and encodes 842 amino acids. The record is from RefSeq and is a predicted model, not a curated record. NCBI's taxonomy places the organism in Eukaryota, Metazoa, Chordata, Testudines, Cheloniidae.